UCUCCAUGCCACGACUCUCUCUUUCGUUCCAUCUUGUGAACGGCGCAACGGUGAAGCGGCACCACGGCAGUGUUUACAGUAGGCCUUCGGGGCUUACAGGUUUUCAUCUUCGUUUUUGACAGUGUUCAACUGCGAAGGGCUUGCACAGGGGCUAACGCUUUGCCUGCAGACUGAGCGGGAUCUCGCGAGAGCGGUGGCGUGGCUGGUUGGCAGUAGGCUUGCAGUAAGACAGAGGAGAAGGCAGGCAGCAUCAUGGCGGACAGAGACAGUGGAAGUGAGCAGGGAGGAGCAGCCACGGGCCCGGGUGUCGGUUCCAUGCACCCAGUGACAGGAGGGGCGGGCUCGGCUUCCGGGCUGCAGCACGAGACGCAAGAGCUCGCCUCGAAGCGGGUUGACAUCCAGAACAAGCGCUUCUAUCUGGACGUAAAGCAGAACGCGAAAGGCCGCUUCUUGAAGAUAGCUGAAGUCGGGGCCGGGGGAAACAAGAGCCGCCUCACUCUCUCCAUGUCCGUCGCGGUCGAGUUCCGCGACUACCUGGGGGACUUCAUCGAGCAUUACGCCCAGCUGGGGCCGAGCAAUCCGGACAUAGCGCAGGACGAGCCGCGGCGGGCGCUGAAGAGUGAGUUCUUGGUUCGGGAGAAUCGGAAGUACUACAUGGAUCUAAAGGAGAACCAGAGGGGCCGGUUUUUGAGGAUCCGACAGACCGUCAACCGGGGGCCCGGUUUGGGAUCGACGCAAGGCCAGACGAUCGCUCUUCCAGCCCAGGGACUUAUCGAGUUUCGCGACGCUCUCGCCAAACUCAUCGACGACUACGGAGUGGAGGACGAGCCCGCGGAGCUGCCUGAGGGAACCUCGUUAACUGUGGACAACAAGCGCUUUUUCUUUGACGUGGGCUCCAACAAGUACGGGGUGUUCAUGAGGGUGAGCGAGGUUAAGCCCACCUAUCGUAACUCUAUCACAGUGCCCUACAAAGUGUGGUCCAAAUUCGGGAACACAUUCUGUAAGUACGCAGACGAAAUGAAAAAGAUUCAAGAGAAACAGAGGGAAAAGCGGGCGUGCGAGCUGCAGCAACAGCAAGAGGAGAUGCACGGAGACGGCGGGGACGAGGAUUGAUAGUGGAUGGAAAAAAACAUGCAAAAAAUCACCAGAGUAACAUAAAGAGAAAUUAUAAGUACACACUUUACUGUAAAAAAAAGAGAGAUACGUAAAAAAAGAUUUAACUGUUUAACUCCAAGGGAGCACUACCCACAAAAAACAACACCUCCACAAACUGACAGUUGAGAGCAUCGCUGGACAUUAUCCACUUACCCAUCAUUAAUACAGUAAGCGGCUGCUAAACAGAGUAAUAACAUUAUAUAUGAACUGUCUUUCCUACUUGACUACAACAGAACUGAGUGUUUAUUUCCCUUAUUAACCGAGAAGUUUUUUACACGUUACAAGUGUUUGCAAACGUUCACAUGGAGUCACAUUGGAGUUAUGAGGAAUCAAAUCCUUUCUAUGUAAGCUAUUGACUUCAGCACAAAUCCGAUGUUUAGGUUGUUUUGUCUUUUUAUCCAAAAUUUAAAUCUAUCUGAAGAGGUUGUCAUGGUAACCAUGCCACUAGAUAUUACAAGCAUCACAUGAGGGCUAGCUAGGGAUCUCGGUGUGAAGAUACAACCUGUUGAUCGGUCCCUAAGAAGAGGUACAGAGGUCAAUCCAUGGACGCUUAUAUUCCAGUAAAGUGUCGCUGUGUGCAGGACAGGAUUCGAGCUAUGAAAUGCUAUGGGUUUUUUGUUGUGGAGACCUCUUCCAAACCAUUCUGAGGAGUAUUACCAGUGUUUUUCCUAAACUGAAGUUAUUGUCAUGCAGAUGAUAUGCUAUGUAUUUGUGUCUCGUUGUCAUGCGCAGUGUAUAAAAGAGGUAAACAAAGGUACUUAGGUGAGAGCAAUGAUAACAGAAACGAAAGAGCUCUUUUUGGUAAAUGACAAAUUUAACCCCUUAUCUACCAGACCCCCUCAAGUACACGUACAAAGAAUCGUAUGAAAUGUAGAAAAUAUACAAAGUAUGAUUUUGUGAAUCAGAUGUUUUUCAGUAGAGAAAAAACAACCCACGUUUUUAGUGGGGAAUUUGACAAACAAUCUGUAAAAGGGUUAUAUAUAAACAAGCAAAAUAUAUAGAUAGAUAGAUAUAUCAGUCUACCAAUGAGAGUAUGAGUGGCGCCAAGGAAUGCUGUAGUUGCAUGUUAACCGGUACACAGCCACAUUGAGGUGGAUUUCUCAAUGUUUGUCCUCAAGGACUCUUCUUUGUAACAUUUUCAAUGUCCAUAAAUUCAGUUUGUAGUUUUCGUUUAAGAAAUUAGUUAUGAAAAUGUAAACGAUAGGAGAAUAUCAACACUUUUGACUGUUUAUCAUACGUAAAUGACAAGUCUUUGGACUGAAAGUCCUCUUUUAACGGGGGUCCUUGAGGACCUGUGUUGGGAGACCCUGACUUUAAUGAAACUUGUUGGGGAGCAUACUCUUCAGCAUUAAACAACCUGGUGCCUUACAGACUCUGCAUGCUUAUACACUGGCAGGUGCUUUGGAUAUAAGUUUUUGUUUUCUCGUCUGUUUUUGUUUGGCCCUGUCCUCUCCUUUAUGCUGUUGCAUAACUCAUGCUUGGUUCCCUGAUGAAAAGGAAUUCGUUGUUCAAAGGUUUGGGAGAACGAUACCUUUGAUCACAACCGGUGACUCAGGCUGCCCAUGUCAAGGCCAAAAGUCACCUUGGCGUUUAUUGUCCCCAUACAUAAACACCAUGAGGUGUUUGUAACCUUUAGUUGAUCAAAUGACAACUGUGUGCUGAGCAAAGGGAGGUUUGGUUGUGUUUCUUGACGACUGGGUUUAGCUUUCAACAAUGUUUUUGAUUGAAAGGUAAUCUUGAGUUCUCUACUGAAACCCUCAUAGUUGGCAGCACUGCGUCAUUUGUCAAAGACCAAAAGCCUAGUUUGUGGUGUGUGGCCAAGCCUUUUUUUCCCUUUCCCUAACUUUUUAUUGUUGCUUUACAUAAUUUGGAAACUCUUGCUCACCAAGUACGAUUUUAUUUUUUUUCCCAGUGCUAUAUUUCAUUACUGUGUGCAAUAUUGAACGUGCCAAUGUUGGCAAUAUAUGUAUAUCAAUUAAAUAUAUGAUUAAUAUUGGAAACGCAUGUGGCAGAAUUCCAUGUUUAUUUCUUUAAAGGUUUUCAUUUCUUUAAAGCCUUUUAUCUGCACAAAAAGGUGUUUAUCUGGAAAAGAAACCAAUUUUAAUGAGCAGGCUUCAUCAAUUUAGAUGAAGUGAAAACAUAGCAGUUAUAUAACCUGUCUGCACUUUUUGUAAACAUUCAUGUUACAGAUGCACCCCAGUUUGGGCUCCUGUUCCUCCAAACAUAGGAGGGUUGGGGUUUAUUGAAAUGGCAUAUGAAAUGAUGGGGGUGUGAAGGCCUUUGGGUAAGGGGCAAUGAAUAUGUAUCUUUGAGUUCCAUUCGUAUACAUGGGAAGAUGCUUAUGAAGGUGUGACCUCUUCUGUCUCCAGCUGGAGAAAAUGUCUGACCAAUGUUUGUUUGAAAUUUAUCUCGACAAGGAAUGCCUUGCGCAGUUUAUUUUUCUUUAUCUGUUAACUUAUGUUCCUUCCCUUUGCAAAGAGGAUCACUGAAUUACUCAUUCGGCGGUCAUGCGUCAGAUAUAAUUUAUGUACAUUUUACAAAUUAAAAAAAUAAAAUAAAAAGAAAUGUUAAUUUACCCACCUCUCACGAAAAGAAUGUUCAAUA
Paramisgurnus dabryanus is the source of this 3759-nucleotide messenger RNA. RefSeq names its product purine-rich element binding protein Aa (gene puraa). Gene Ontology annotation, cellular component: nucleus. Gene Ontology annotation, molecular function: RNA polymerase II transcription regulatory region sequence-specific DNA binding; purine-rich negative regulatory element binding; DNA-binding transcription factor activity, RNA polymerase II-specific. Gene Ontology annotation, biological process: regulation of transcription by RNA polymerase II. The record is from RefSeq and is a predicted model, not a curated record. Lineage: Eukaryota; Metazoa; Chordata; Actinopteri; Cypriniformes; Cobitidae.